Toxoplasma gondii ME49 is the source of this 4719-nucleotide messenger RNA. Its product is annotated as transporter, major facilitator family protein. The transcript has a single exon. The record is from RefSeq and is a predicted model, not a curated record. Gene Ontology annotation, biological process: carboxylic acid transport; transmembrane transport. Gene Ontology annotation, cellular component: plasma membrane. Lineage: Eukaryota; Apicomplexa; Conoidasida; Eucoccidiorida; Sarcocystidae. The coding region runs from base 2611 to 4302 and encodes 563 amino acids. Gene Ontology annotation, molecular function: carboxylic acid transmembrane transporter activity.
UUGAAAUAUACAAGCGUACACAUAUCUUCCUCAUAUUUAUAUCCAGAAGUGGCAGUCGACAUUAUCACUAGUGGGGAAAAGAAGAAUUGUGAAACCACAUGUCGUGGCUAGCAGAUGUCACCAAGAGUAAUGGCCUCAUUACGCUCCCUUUAGAGCCAAUGCACCAGAUAUUGGGGCACAAACAGUGAAUGGCCGCUUUCGUAUUAAGAAGUGACAGAAUAGCUUUCGUGGUGUGUUGUACUGGAUAGCCUUCUGUAACAAGAUGUUGCGUGCGGUUGCCCAAGAGGCUCUGAUGAUCGUGUGAUUUACGAACGCUGAAGAGCACGAGAGACCCUGAUGUGGUUCAGUUCACAUGAAAGGUAGAGAAACGGGAUAUCACGAUGACAGAAAUUGAAUCACGGUUAUCCACUGUACACUGCAACUGGAAGAAGCAGAGUAGAUGUUGCACUAGGGAACGCAUUUUUUAAGUGAAGAAGAUAUCUGGUAGACAUGGUCAGCCUUUUGCCCUCAGAUACAAUGGGUCAGUUUUAGGGCUGUUGACUCUCAGAAGAAUCAGGGACAUGAGGCUGACGUGCUACCCUACGCUCGUUCGGCAACACACCUCUAUCACUACGUGUAAAUGUGAGUGAGAAGGGCAUUUGAUAAUUCUGCAGGGAAGUUCUGUUGGGAACUGCGCGGGCACGGCUACCUCGUUCACUUCGCCAAGAACUACUCCGUCCUGCAGGGCUCUCUCAUUCACCCUUUCCACUGAGGGAAAGCCAGAUGAAUCAAACAAGAACUGCGUCGGAGACUUGUUGAAACGUUUCCUGUAUUAGUGCUUGUCUAUGUCAGAGAAGAGCACGUCUUUCUCCUUGUCAUCCAAACCAGCUCAUCAUUUCUAACCAUUCGAAAGGUAUUCACCCCUCGAAGGCGUACCAUCUGCAGCUAUUCUUCGUCGAUCUUUCGAGCUCAUGGUUCGCAUUUCAUGGGGCUGAAAUGCACUCUGUUGGAUCAUGACAUACGCAAACAAGCCUCUCAGGUUCACAUGGGCCGGCUGUUCCGCAGAAGUUGGAGAACAGCAAGUACAACUCACGAACGCUCUGUGGGGGCCGUCACCUGACACGACGAUCGGGUCCCAUUAGGGACCGAUCCACCGUACCGGAAAGUGUUUUCCUCGGUCAAUCGCUCAUUCCUGCAUUUGGAGUCAGCAGCAUCAUUCCUCCAAUACUUCCGCUGGAAGUUGGUGGUGACCACCGCCAAGAUCCGAAGUACCCGUUCUCACAAGCACCAUGUGAAAUUCUUCGGACAUCAACGUCCGUUCGGUGGUUGGAUGCUCAGUAGAUGUGUGUCUAGUAUGCAAUAUUCUACAAUCUUACCUCAAAACGUUGACAUUCCUGACGACAGACAGUGGGGGUUAUCACGCAGUCGGUGCACUCGGUCUUUCUGGUUCAACUGAAAACGCUUCGGUAUUUGGACAUCCUGGACGUUCUUCUGAUUGCAAUUUCCAUUCCACCUUUCGACCUUACUGUUGUAAAUCAUGUGCAGGGCUGUUGGCAAACGCAUAGAAUGCGAGCAUGUGCUUGACAGGUCGACGACGCGUAUGUCAACGAUAGCAGCAGAUAACAAGGCUUUUCACGGGUGAAAGUGUAUCGAACGUAUGCAUUACACUGGCGUUGCGUCAUAUGCUUACGUAGGAGUUUCUCGCUGUCAGUGAAGCACCACUUGUUCCCGGCUGCUACACUGUUUAUUACAAGCACACGUGACUGUCUUGCGUGGAUUGUUCUUGAAUCACCGGGACGCUUCUUUGUGCCGGCCUUACAACCAACAGCGGAGGAAAAAGUGCAUGCAGCAGCUUGGGCGCUGGCCGAUUCGAACCAAAGCCGCGGCACCAUGUGUGAGUCCCGGUGUCUCCGUCGUGUGACACCGGCUUUGCUUGGUCAUUCAGUUUUUUCAGAACAACAGCGUUGGACCAGGGAAGAAACACUUCCGGAAGAAAACAUCUCGUUUCUUGACGGUACCUUCCAAGGAUCACAACACGUUUGUGCAGCGUGUUUUCUUGACAGCUUCGCUGCAGGAAGUCGUGGGUGCUCGGGGUGUCCACGCGAACUCCCCGAGCUCUCCGCGCACACUACCCGAGCUCUUCGUCCUUCUUGACGACAGGUUGUGGUGCCGACCGCAUAAUUACCGAACGAACGUAAAGCUGUCUAUCUGGUGAAUCUUUUCCGCUGUCUGUGAUUUUUACGCGAGCGUCUGCCCCAGAUUCACGCAGGAAAGUUUCCCCUGGUGGCAGCUUGGCGCCGGUGGUCGGGACAAGGCAUGUGCGUAAUCUGUGCUGUUGCCUGACGCGAACCCCGGAAUUUCGUCACAUCGUCCCAUUUCCAGAUACAGUUGCCUCACGCGGCCCAGUCGUCCCGAGGUGCUGCAUGCCGUGGAGUGACACACGAAGCUGCGUUUGUGAACAUUGGCGUCGUCUCCGCCGUCGUUGUAACUGAAAGGGCCCCUUGUUUACCAGUUACCAUCAACGACAGAUCGGAUUUCCCGUUUCUGUGUGCGACAGAGCAUCUUGCAGUCUUGAGGCAGCAAAGGAGACCUUUUGUUGGGCAGAUCACAUUCGUAGUACAGCGGCUAAAGAUGGCGCCGCGUUAUCAUUCUGCAGCGGAGGCUGACACGGGGGUAUGUGGGGAGACGAAGUCCCGCGACAGCGAUGCCCUCUACGAUUUGCCACUUAGGGAUCCCGAAGAGGAUCAGACAACAGUUGCGUUGCAUCCAGGUUCUGGAGAAGAGAGAUUUCCGGUCUUUCAGUCUGAGUUCACUUCGGUUCCCGUGUCAGAUGGUGGAGCAAAUGGUGUCACCUACCCGGUAGGAGGAUCUCGGAAAGAGCAAGACGAGAUUUCUUCACGUGGGCCACCUGCCUACAGUCUCGAGAUAAGAGGAAAGACGUCAGAACAACUCGCUGAAAGCGGAGCGGAUGACGAAGGCACCAAUGGAGAGAAACAAAGCUUGUUAGUUCCUUGCCUGGCGGUUUUUUCCAGCAACUAUAACUUCACGGUUACUUCAAUUGCAUUGUUUUUGAUGAAUCAAGAUCCCUUGUAUAAGGAUGCCAGUGACACUGUAGUAGGUAGUAGCACUGUGAAGAUGCUUUCUUAUGCUGGAGCGAUUGUAGGGAUGUGUACAAUGGGUUACUUGGGAGACCUCAUUGGGCGAAGGCUUGCCAUGAUUUUAACGCUUGCUCUUGUUUUUAUUGGUGCCCUUUUGUCCUCCAUUUGUGCUUGGGGGGACGGAGUGACUGUUCUUGUUAUAAUGGGUGUCUGCAGGUUUGUUCUAGGAGUGGGCUCGGGAGGCGUCUACCCUUUGUCAGCCGUGAGUGCGGCAGAAGGCGCCGGCUCUGAGAAGUCUAAUGACCGAAGCAUGCGAGUUUCCUGGGCAUACAGCAUGAAUGUGCCUGGAAUUAUGUUUCCUUACAUUGUGGCUCUCGUCUUGUGGUGCACUACACAUAACGUCGAUGUUUGUUUCCGUAUCCUCCUGGGAUUCGGCGCGCUUCCUGCUCUGCUGAUCUGGUUACCUGCUUGGAGAAUGAAGGAGGACAGAGCCUACGUGGCGAAAGACUUCGCAAAACACUUGGCGGGAGUCUUUGUCAGUCGCAGUUACUGGCGUCAGCUUCUUGGCACCGGCGUAUGCUGGUUGUUGUAUGAUGUGACGGCAUACGGUAUUUUGUUGGUCCAGCCAGAAAUCACACAGUCAAUUUGGGGCAACAGUUCGUCGGUAACUGAUGUCAUUUGGCAAAACAUCAUUUUGAACGGUAUGGGAAUACCGGGAUGUUUUAUGGGGAUUCUUGUUCUCAAGCAAAUGGGAGUCAAAUGGCUGCAAUUUUGGGGGUUUGUUGGCUUGGCCGUUUCUGCCUUUCUUAUGGCUGCUACGGUUGAAAUCUUACAAGGGAAAGCGUGGGCACAACUGGUUUUGCUAUGUAUCGUCAAUUUCUUUAUCAAUUGGGGUGCGUCCAUCACAACAUUCAUUCUCCCGUCUCUCGUCUUCCCUCCAGAAGUCCGAAGUACCUACUCUGGAAUCAGCGCGGCUCUGGGCAAAAUUGGUGCAGUAGGCGGAAUCUAUACUAUGAAAGCGAUUCUGAGUACCGGCGGGCUUACGCCCAUGAUGAUAUGUGCCGGCGUCCCGUCUCUUGCAGCAGCUAUUCUCACGUGGUUUUAUGUCGACCCUGUGCCAAAUACGUUGCGCAGCUCUUUUCUACAGUGUUUCGGAAGCCUUGCAGGGUCUUGCCCGUUUAUCGAUUGUCGUAAGUUCCGGAGAGGAUCUCGGGCGUUUGAGUAGGGACAAUCAUGCAUGCUCAUGCGGGACUGGGUCCUCGCGGGAGGACAUGUACACAGGAGACGACAAGUUCCUUAGCUGAACGAGCGUAUACCUGAAACACGUGUAAGAGUACGGUGGACGUGUAUAUGUACCUUACCACAGUGCCGGGCUGAAGGUAUCGGCAACGCGUAAAACCAUUAUUCGACGAUUGGCAGAUACAACACGGUGUUGUUCUUUGGUGUGCAGUAAAAUGGGCGUGCCUUCCAGGCAUUUGUUUGUAAACCGUGGUGCGCAAGUGGAAAAACAAGAUGUCCGUGAAAUGCUGCUGCGCUGUUUGCGCCGUCAGCUUUUUUUGUGGAAGUCGGAUGUAUCUUUCAAUCAAAACCCUAAGCCACGGGAAAAAUCACCUUAUUACUCGUAAAACUGUUUUCACCAAAA